AAAAUACUUUAUCCUUAAAAAAAUUGGAAUGGCUUACCUGGGGUGGCACAUUGCUCCAUACACUAAACAAAGCGUAUCGAUGACUCGAUCCCUUCCCCGUAAGGCCGUAAUCCGAACCAUUUGGUCAAAACAAACGAAGCAGAAACCUCCUCCUCCUCCCUGCCUCUCGCACGCACCGGGCACCACUGGCCGGGUCGUCUCCAGAGCCUCCGCCCUCCGCUCCGCAUCUCGCCAUGUGCGGUGGGUGCUGCCGCCGUCAAAGCGACCCCGACGGGAGUCCCGCCGGAGGAGGAGGAGGUCGUCGGGGGUUCUGCGGGCCCGCGCUCGCCGCCCUGGCCCUGGCGGCCGCCGCGGCGGUCGCGUUCCUGGAGGGCACGGCCGGCGGGGUCUACUACGCGGGCGAGGGGUGGCUGCACGAGUGCGCCAAGUGGGACGCCGAAGGCGGCCGGUUCCUGGUGUCCACCUUCUUCGGCGCCGGCGUCACGGAGGUGCGCGGCGGCGGGGUGGCGGAGGAGCGGGUGGUCCUGGCGGACCCCGACGCGGCCGGGAGGGUCGCGCUGGGGCUCGCCGUCGACGCGCCCCGGCGCCGCCUGCUCCUGGUCUACGCCGACCGCCUGCCGCGGCUCGGGUACGCCGCGCUGGCCGCCUACGACCUCGGCUCGUGGCGCCGCCUCUUCCUCACCCGCCUCGACGUGCCAGGCGAGUCCACGUUUCCCGACGACGUCGCCGCCGACGAGGACGGCAACGGCUACGUGACCGACGCCAGGGGUAGCAAGAUCUGGAAGGUGAGCCCGGACGGCGCGCUGCUGGGCGUCAUCAGGAACGCCACGUUCACGCAGCGGCCGGGGGCGCGGCACAACCUCAUCGGCCUGAACGGCAUCGUGCACCACCCGAACGGCUACCUCCUCGUCAUCCACACCUCCGGCGGCGACCUCUUCAAGGUCGACCCGAAGACGGAGACGGUGCGCGUCGUGAAGGUGCAGGGGUCGCUGAGGAGAGGGGACGGGCUGGAGCUGCUCUCCGCGACGAGGCUGGUGGUCGCCGGCAUGCCGAGCCGGCUGGUGGAGAGCUCCGACGACUGGGAGACCGCGAGCGUCACCGGGCAGUACGUCGGGCCGAUCCACCGGGUGGGGGCGUCGGCGACGGUGAAGGACGGGGACGUUUACAUCAACCACAUCUUCGGGUUCGGGCUCGGAAAGAAGAAGACGCACGUUCUUGCGAAGGCGGUGUUCACGCCGUUGGUCGCGGCGAGCUGACGGCCGGCCGGCGCCUCGCACUUGUGAGAUCGGCUCUCGCUGUCGCUGCUUUGCUUAAGCAGUUAAGCGGCGGUUCAUAGUAUAACAGAUUAUCUUUAAGUUCAAAAAAAUAGCAACAGAUUAUACUUGCGUGUGAUAUAGAUGCCCAAACUUUUCAUUGUACAAUUAAUUUGUUUGCUUGAAGCUACACGAUUGUUCUGUAUGCAUCAUGCAAAGGAUGUACACGGAUCAUUUCUUUGGUCAAUUCGUAGUUUUGAUACCGCGGUGAUAACUGA
Messenger RNA from Setaria italica (foxtail millet), 1531 nucleotides. RefSeq lists its product as uncharacterized. Gene Ontology annotation, cellular component: endoplasmic reticulum. The coding region runs from base 234 to 1256 and encodes 340 amino acids. The record is from RefSeq and is a predicted model, not a curated record. NCBI's taxonomy places the organism in Eukaryota, Viridiplantae, Streptophyta, Magnoliopsida, Poales, Poaceae. The transcript is spliced from 2 exons.